Messenger RNA from Oryza brachyantha (malo sina), 1035 nucleotides. Its product is annotated as vesicle-associated membrane protein 727. The record is from RefSeq and is a predicted model, not a curated record. NCBI's taxonomy places the organism in Eukaryota, Viridiplantae, Streptophyta, Magnoliopsida, Poales, Poaceae. Gene Ontology annotation, biological process: vesicle-mediated transport. Gene Ontology annotation, cellular component: membrane. The transcript has 5 exons. The coding region runs from base 1 to 726 and encodes 241 amino acids.
AUGAACGCCAACAAGCAGUCCCUGAUAUACAGCUUCGUGGCCAAGGGCUCCGUCGUGCUCGCCGAGCACACCGCCUUCUCCGGCAACUUCAGCACCAUCGCCGUCCAGUGCCUCCAGAAGCUUCCUCCAAACAGCACCAAGUCCACCUACUCCUGCGACGGCCACACCUUCAACUUCCUCGUCGACCGCGGCUUCGUGUUUCUUGUGGUCGCCGAUGAGGCGGUCGGACGUAGCGUGCCGUUUGUGUUCCUAGAGAGGGUUAGGGAAGACUUCAUGCAGCGCUACGGGUCCAGUAUUGAUGAGGAGGGCCAGCACCCGCUUGCCGAUGAUGCGGACGACGAUGACUUCCUGUUGGAGGAUCGGUUUAGCAUUGCCUACAAUCUUGACCGGGAAUUUGGACCAAGGCUCAAGGAUCACAUGAUGUAUUGCAUUAAUCAUCCAGAGGAAAUUAGCAAGCUCUCCAAAGUGAAAGCACAUCUCACAGAGGUCAAAGGGAUUAUGAUGGACAACAUUGAGAAGAUAUUGGAACGGGGAGAGAAGAUUGAGCUUUUGGUUGGCAAGACUGAAACCUUACAAUCACAGGCUGACAGUUUCCACAGACAUGGAAGAGAACUCAGGCGUAAGAUGUGGCUACAGAACCUGAGGUUUAAGUUGAUGGUGGGUGGUGCCCUUGCAACGUUGAUUAUCAUCCUGUGGCUAAUUGUUUGCGGGGGCUUCAAGUGCUAGAACAUUCAAAAUCUUCUGUUUCCCUCUUCUUCUUCUUCUUCUUCUUCUUCUUCUUCUUUUUUGCAUUCGAUGUCGUGUGCAUAUAUAACGACCAGCAAAUCCUGCUUUCAAUAUGCUACGUGCAGCGUUAAUCUCCUUAUGGACCUUAAUUCCCUGUGGCCCGUUCUCAUGUUUCAUAGUAGUAUUAUUACAAUAGGGGGCUCUGGAAAUGGAAUACUUGUGUAAACAAACCUUGUGGAAGGCGACAACUCGGCUAUCUGUAUUUUGUACAUUCUGAAAUGCUAAUAGUUCAUUUCAACUUACUUUUCA